Suricata suricatta (meerkat) is the source of this 964-nucleotide messenger RNA. It is a transcript of the gene DPM2, whose product is annotated as dolichyl-phosphate mannosyltransferase subunit 2, regulatory. Lineage: Eukaryota; Metazoa; Chordata; Mammalia; Carnivora; Herpestidae. The transcript is spliced from 4 exons. The coding region runs from base 117 to 371 and encodes 84 amino acids. Gene Ontology annotation, cellular component: dolichol-phosphate-mannose synthase complex; endoplasmic reticulum membrane. Gene Ontology annotation, biological process: GPI anchor biosynthetic process. The record is from RefSeq and is a predicted model, not a curated record. Gene Ontology annotation, molecular function: enzyme regulator activity.
CCCGGGCCCGCUUUUUAAAGACUACGACUCCCGGUGUGCCCCGCGGCCCAAGACCAGAAGGGCCCGGUUCCGGAGCCGGCUGGGGCUUGUGGCUCCGGUGGGGAAUCGCCGGGGAGAUGGCCACGGGGACAGACCAGGUGGUGGGACUCAGCCUCGUCGCCGUUAGCCUGAUCAUCUUCACCUACUACACCGUCUGGGUGAUUCUCUUGCCAUUCAUUGACAGCCAGCAUGUCAUCCACAAGUACUUCCUGCCCCGAGCCUAUGCUGUCGCCAUCCCGCUGGCCGCUGGCCUCCUGCUGCUCCUGUUUGUGGGACUGUUCAUCACCUGUGUCAUGCUGAAAAACCAGAAAGCGACCAAAAAGGCUCAGUGAGGGCCCAGUGGGGCUCAGGCUGCCAGCCCUUCCUCUGCAUCCCCUCCAAAGGUGGGCGCACACAGGACCCAUCCAGGCGCCCUGGCCGCCCUGCAGACCUCCCUGUGGGAUGGAGCUGUUCAGGACUGACCGCACAGGCCUGCUCCUCCCCUGCUCAACCUUCCAGAAGCCAGGAGGGAGAAUUACCUGGAAGGCCUCCCUCUCACCCCUUUCAGGGCCUGAAAGAUGCUGGUUGGACCCACCUCACCGUCAGGCUCCCUGUCUCCUUUUCCUCAGGGUUCCCCCCUCUUGUUUCACUUUCCUUCUUGUCACCUGCUGUUCUUGGAGUUGGCAGGUUCUGAGGCACCACGUGACCUUUCCCCUCACGUCCUCCUCCUUGUCGGAGCAGCUUUCCCAGGCCCCGCAAGGACUUCGGGACCUGGAAAGCCUACGGGGAGGACUGGCAGGCCCUAGGGUUACCACCAGGCCUCGGAGCACAGUAGGGUGGCCACAGUGGGCCUCCAGAUCAACUGCUCCUCGUAGAGGCCCAGUCCCCCAGCCAUAGCGCUAGCCUGCUGGGGAGAGCUGAACAAUAAACGUUGAUGAUGUGUCUG